CUUGCCUGGGACGUAGUCCUAAUUGAUGACGACUGCACCCCUGUGCCCCUUACUAUGUGGGGAGAGUUCGUGGAUCGUCACGGUGUUGAAAUCGAGAAACGUCUCACCAAAGGCGACCGUCCUCUUGUGUUAAUUAACAGGGUCGCUAUAAACCUCUUUCAAGGCCUGUCAUUAUCAACUCGCCAUGAUAGCCACAUGGAACUUGAUCCCUCUGGGGAGCGCGCACUCCUGUUAAAGAAAUGGGUUUCAAUAAACACGGCGAAAAUCGACAGCCUUUUGACUGCAAAAAAACAUGAAGAUGCACUUGCUACCAUCGCCCGCCCUGGCUCACAGCCACGCCUUCAAGUUUCGGCUGUAGAAACUGGUCUGAACCAGGUUCCUGUGGUGUGGGUGUAUGGAACAUUCAGCUUGAGUGAUACCCCUGGAGACGGUUUCUACGUGGGUUGUGAUUACUGUAAUCGCAAAGUGUACGGAUCGGACGGCAUACCGUUUGAAUGCCUAUUCUGUGGACAGAAGGAAGGAAC
Molecule: messenger RNA, 524 nt
Organism: Cuscuta epithymum
Lineage: Eukaryota; Viridiplantae; Streptophyta; Magnoliopsida; Solanales; Convolvulaceae
Source: the annotation of a GenBank genome assembly